Messenger RNA from Amborella trichopoda, 1449 nucleotides. RefSeq names its product Peroxidase superfamily protein. Gene Ontology annotation, biological process: response to oxidative stress; hydrogen peroxide catabolic process. The record is from RefSeq and is a predicted model, not a curated record. Gene Ontology annotation, molecular function: peroxidase activity; heme binding. Lineage: Eukaryota; Viridiplantae; Streptophyta; Magnoliopsida; Amborellales; Amborellaceae.
CUAAAAUAAACAAGCUUCCUCAUUAAAUUAAACAAUAAAAGGUAAAAAGUACUCAUCAAAGAAAAACCUUAGGUUUUUGACCUUAUGAAAGAAGCAAAAAUUAGAGCAAUGAACCCUUCCCUACUGAUAUAUAUAUAUAUAGAGAGAUAUAAAUGAUUCACCGUGAUACCUUUGAUCUAUUAAUCAAUCACAAUCUCUCUCUCUCUCUCUGACAGCUACAAUGGCUCAUUCAAGUGCCUUGACACCAUUCCUGGGGAUGACAUUCAUUCUGAUGAGUAUGUUUUUUACAUGCACUCAUGUGGAGGCGGAGUAUCUGAGCCUGGACUACUAUUUGAAAUCGUGCCCCAAGGCUAUUUCGAUAAUCAGGUCUGAGAUGGAGUGUGCAGUGCGGGAGGAGCCUCGAAUGGCCGCCUCCAUCCUUCGUCUCCAUUUCCAUGACUGCUUUGUGCAGGGAUGUGAUGGGUCGGUUUUACUCGACAACACCGUUACUCUCCAUGGCGAAAAGAGUGCAGAACAGAAUUUGAAUUCUCUCAGAGGAUUUGAGGUGGUUGACAAGAUAAAAAAUAAGCUUGAAUCCGAGUGCCCCGGAAUUGUAUCUUGUGCUGAUUUGCUAGCCAUUGCAGCAAGAGAUGCAGUAAUUUUGGUUGGGGGGCCAUAUUGGGAAGUUCCGGUGGGUCGAAAGGAUUCGCGGACCGCCAGUUUUGUUGGUGCGAGCACAGACAUUCCUACUGCUAACCAAGGCCUGCUUACUCUUGUCUCCAAAUUUCUUGUAAAAGGCCUUUCAGUUACAGACAUGGUAGCUCUAGUAGGGUCCCACACGAUCGGAGUGGCUCGUUGCACCAACUUUAGAGAGAGAAUUUAUGGUGACUUCAAGCUAACUUCCGGCAUGAAUGGGCUGCUUGGUGCAGCAUACCUCAAUAAUCUACAAUCUAUUUGCCCGGAAAAUGGUGCAAAUGGUGAUAAAACCUCUGCCUUAGACUAUACCACCCCGACCCUCUUUGACAAUUCUUUCUUUCAAAUUCUUGCGAGGGGAGAAGGUCUGUUAAACUCUGAUCAAGAGAUGUAUUCGAGCCUUUUUGGGAUAGAGACUAAAAAGAUCAUUCAAAGAUAUGCCGAGGAUCCCAAUGCAUUCUUCAAGCAAUUUUCUGACUCGAUGGUGAAGAUGGGCAACAUCACAAAUCCAGAGAGCCAGAUAUCAGGUGAAGUUCGAGAAAAUUGUCGCUUCAUAAAUGCAUGAUUUGGCAUAUAUUGCCAAUAAUGUGAUGAGCACUAGUGCAAUACACAAGCCUCAUUAUUAUUAUUAUUAUUAUUACUGUUGUUGUUAUUGUUAUGAAUGUUAUCAAGGAAAUAAGGGAAAAUUCCCAUGGCUUUUUUAUUUUUGGAUUGUUUCGAAGGAGUAUAACAAUAGGACUUUAUGGAAAUGAAUAUAUGGAAGUACAUCUAAUCCAA